Esox lucius (northern pike) is the source of this 1245-nucleotide messenger RNA. Its product is annotated as amine sulfotransferase-like. Bases 83 to 952 code for a protein of 289 amino acids. Lineage: Eukaryota; Metazoa; Chordata; Actinopteri; Esociformes; Esocidae. Gene Ontology annotation, cellular component: cytoplasm. The record is from RefSeq and is a predicted model, not a curated record. The transcript has 6 exons. Gene Ontology annotation, biological process: sulfation. Gene Ontology annotation, molecular function: sulfotransferase activity.
UCCAAACCUGCUGCAUUCCAACUUCAUUUGGUUGUUUGCAGUGUUUGUCAAUACAAGUGUAGAGCAAACCAACAUUAUUGUCAUGGAGAAGCUUAACGAUGACCUGGUCAAGCACAAGGACUAUGUAUAUGCAAAAGAAUUUUCCACCGCUGAGCUUAUUGACUCUCUGCAGACAUUUGAGAUCAGGGACAGUGACAUUUUUCUAGUCACUUACCCAAAGUCAGGAACCAUCUGGACACAGCAGAUCAUCACGUCUAUCUGUGAUCAAGAGAUAUUGGAUGUCUACAAAAACAAUUUGGAGAAGAUGCCAUGGCUGGAGCGUAAAGGUGAAGGACGUGACUACUCCUUGCGCCCCAGCCCGCGGCUGUUUGCCUCCCACCUCACCCCUGCACUCAUGCCCCCAGGCCUGAAAACCAGGAAGGCAAAGAUCAUCUAUGUGAUGCGCAAUCCGAAGGACAACGUGGUCUCCUACUAUCACUGGAGUUUUAACUGGGCCGCGUUAAACAACCCAAAGAGCUUUGAGGACUUCCUGGAUCGGUGGUUAGAAGGGAAUGUUUGUGGUGCGUCCUGGUUCAAUCACAUCAAAGACUGGCAUGGCAAGAGAGACCAGUACAACAUCCUGUUCCUGACCUACGAGGACAUGAUCCUGGAUCUGAAAAAAGCUGUGACAAAGAUCUGCUGCUUCCUGGAGAGGGACCUGAGUGAAGCAGAUAUCGACAAGAUAGUGGAAAAAGCAACAUUUAAGAACAUGAAGCAUGACCCCAAGGCGAACUAUGAGUUCAUACCGGAGGACAGGGUCAAGAAGGGCCAGUUUCUACGCAAGGGAAAAGUUGGGGACUGGAAGAACAUGUUCACUGUGGCCCAGAAUGAGAGUUUUGACCAGAUCUUUAAGGGGCGGAUGAAGGAUGUACCUCUAAAGUUCAUCUGGGACAUAGAUCAGCCAUUGUACUGAUUUGAGCCACAACUAGCUUUAGCUUUAGUGGUCUUUCACACAUUCACCAGUUCUUGCAGUGGAGAGAUGAUUUCCACGGCAACACAAGACUGCUGUGAUACAACCAGAUGAUACGGCCAACAAUCAAAUGCAGUGUGUUGAUAAAUGAGAAAAUUAUAAUUGUCAAUUAUAGACAGAUAUAAGUCCAAUGCAGGAAUGGUUAAUGAAAAGCUAACAAACCUAUUAUUAAAGUACUUAUUACAGAGAGGUUCACGCAAAACCUGGUCAUGUACCACAGAAAACAAAGAAAACAA